CUAUUUUAAUAAACCAAAAUAUAGUAAAUAGUCUAUAUUUCAUGUUGCGAUUGUUUUUAAUAUUUUUAGAAAAAUAAUAAAUAGCGAAAAACGCGAUAUAAACAACGAUGAUGGCCACCGGCUCGCGCAUUCUGCCGACGUAGCGCCGCCAUGUUUAUGACGUAACGAAAGGCAGACAACAUGGCUAGCACCGAUAGCGAAGCAGAGAGUAAUGCUACCAUCUCUAUUAGCGAUUUCUCAUCAGAUGAACAGAAAGAUGAAGAGGAAAGUUGCGGAGAUGAUGAGUCACUUGUGCAACCGUAUCGAUUCGAACCCUUUUGCGAAAGUGAGGAGGAUGUAGCAGAAAGUAGUAGUGAUGCCGAUGACGAUAGCCAGCAUGAAGAUUCGGCUAGACUCCAGAACACGGCAUGGUGCCAGUGUCAAUGUUGUGCUGUCAUGCCUCUAGCGGUGGAGUGUAUUUGCUGCCAUGAAAUAGAAGAAGUCCAAGGAGAAAUGCUGCGCAGUGGGGUAAAUGCUUCCUGCAUCACUGAAGUGGAUAGUUUCCAGACCUGCUGCCUGAAUCCUGAUGUUUUGAGAGUUGCAUACUAUGCUUAUAUUGAUAAUCAUGGUAGACUGGAAGAAACUACACCACAUGAAAGAUAUCGAUAUAUCGCAUACAGGCAGUUUGUGAGGCUGUGCUGGGGACAUCUUGGGAGAGCGGUUCGUGUUACCCUGCCAUCCUGUGCUGUGAAUAAAAUACGGUCAACUUUUCCUGCACCAACUGGACAGUAUGUUGGAUUUUUGUAUCCUGCAUUAGACUGAUUCAAGUGGACUUGUAUCUGGAUUUGAACUGUGAGACAGCAGUUUCUUUGGUUGGCCUUUGGUAUUCACUACUCAAUGGAGGAGGCACAUCUCUGACAUCUACAUCUUCUCUGGGGUAUGUGAGCCUGUCCAGGACAUCCUUGAUGAUCUCAUUAACAUAGUCUGAAAUGUAUUGUGGAACACAUAUAAAUAUAUAAUAUAUGUAUAUUAUACCUACCUAUACCAAACAAAUGUACAUGUAUUUUUAAAAUUUACAUGCCUGUUUAUAUUGGAGUGAACCAAUACAUAUAGAAAUAAAGCAAUAUAUUAGAAAUAAA
Messenger RNA from Oryzias melastigma (Indian medaka), 1118 nucleotides. RefSeq names its product P2X purinoceptor 7. The transcript is spliced from 3 exons. Bases 181 to 801 code for a protein of 206 amino acids. The record is from RefSeq and is a predicted model, not a curated record. Lineage: Eukaryota; Metazoa; Chordata; Actinopteri; Beloniformes; Adrianichthyidae.